AGGAGCAGUGUGCGAUUGCUUUGUUUACUAAUUGGCGAAUGUUGACGGUAGUAGAAGUAUUGCUCUCACUAUGUUUAUUCAGAUUUUUUAUUAUUUAAUAUGAAUAUCUUAUAGAGGUAAUUAGCUUUUUAAAAUGUGGUAGUCUGUAAUUUUUCAAUACAGAAGUAUUUUUUAAAUUAAAAAUAUUAUAGGAGUUUUUAUAAUUUUUUAUUUUGUUGAUUACAGACAUUCACCAGAUAGUUUGAUCAGCAACAAGUGAAAAAUGGAAAAAGAAACUGCAGACUUUUCACUUGAUGUUAAAAAUAAACUCCCUCAAGCGAAGACAUUUGCAGAAUCUUUAUUAUAUGAUGGAGACUCCUAUGGAAAUGAUGAAUCCAAUUUUGAGGAAGUUGAUGUUCAUAUUCAAGAAAAUUUGGAGGAUGAUUUUAUUAAAGAAGCUCUUAAAUCUGGCAUGGAUUUGAGGCAAUAUUCUAGACAAAUAGAAAAAGAGUUAAAAGAGGUCGAAAAUGCUUCCAUUCAAGAUUAUAUACAAGAAAGUCAAAAUAUUGCAAGUCUUCACAAUCAAAUAACGGCAUGUGAUGAAAUUUUAGAAAGAAUGGAACAGAUGUUGAAAUUAUUCCAGUCAGACCUUGGAAGCAUAAGCAAUGAAAUAUUAACACUUCAGCAGCAGUCUGUGUCUAUGAAUAUACGUCUGAAAAAUCGGCAGGCUAUUAGAGGGGAAUUAAGUCAGUUUGUUGAUGAUAUGAUUGUUCAAGAAAGUUUAAUUCAGCAUAUCUUAGAAUGUGCAGUUACAGAUAAGGAAUUUUUAGAAGACCUUCAAAUUCUGGAUCAUAAAAUAGCAUUUGUCAAAGAGCAGUCUUUCAAAGAUGCUAAGUGCUGCCAAGAUGUGAAAGAUGUUCUUGAAAAGUUAAAAACAAAGGCUAUAUCUAAAAUACGAGAAUAUUUGCUCCAGAAAAUUUACACCUUUCGAAAACCCAUGACUAAUUAUCAAGUUCCACAAAAUGCAUUGCUCAAAUACAAAUUCUUCUAUCAGUUUCUAAUGACUCAUGAGAGGGAUAUUGCUCGAGAAGUGAGGGAAGAAUACCUCGACACCAUGAGUAAGAUUUUGUUCUCAUAUUUCAAGAUGUACACAAGUCGGUUGAUGAAAUUACAGUUUGAAGAAGUUGCCGAUAGAGAUGAUUUGAUGGGAGUGGAAGACACAGCUAAAAGAAAUAUCCUUUCCAGAAAAGUCCUUGUGUUUUUCUAUGCUUACAAAAAUCGUUCUACUGUAUUUACGGUUGGAAACAGAGGAAAUGUUUUGACAACUGAACUAGAAAGCCAAAUCAUUGUCCCACAUUCAGCUCAGAAAAAUGAAACAAAAUAUACAUUUGAAAGUUUGUUCAGAAGUCAACAAUAUGCCUUAGUAGAUAAUGCCUGCAGAGAAUACUUAUUCAUCACAGAAUUCUUUAUGGUUUCUGGACGAAGUGCUUUAGAAUUAUUCAGUUCAGUGAUGGGGAAAACUUUGUCAAUGUUUUUGAAAAAUACUGAUCAGUAUGUUCAGGACUGUUACGAUUCAAUAGCCUUAUUUUUGUGUAUACACAUAAUUCAUCGAUAUCAAGUAUUAAUGCAUAAAAGAGAUGUUCCUGCUCUAGAUAAAUAUUGGGAAACACUUUUGCAAAUAUUUUGGCCUCGAUUUGAGUAUAUAUUGCAGUUGAACAUUGAGAGUAUUCGAGAUUGUGAUCCACAGAAGUUCACUAAUAUUGAUAAGAGACCCCAUUAUAUUACUAGGCGAUAUGCAGAAUUUUCUGCUGCAAUUGUUGGAAUAAAUGAAAAUUUUCCGAGUGAACGUGUUGCUCGGCUGUUAGCUGCAUUGCAAGUUGAAGUAGAGAAUUUUAUUUUACGUAUGGCAGCAGAAUUCCCAGAUCAUAAAGAUCAACUUAUCUUUCAAAUUAACAACUAUGAUAUGAUGCUGAAUGUUCUGCUUGAAAGAACAAAGGAAGAUUCAAGAGAAUCUGAAAGCUUCAAGGAUCUUCUGAAUGCCAGAAUUUUGGAAUAUGUUGAAGAAAUUCUUUCACCCUAUUUUGGUGGAAUGAUGACUUUUGUUAAAGACUGUGAAAAAUAUUUAGAAAGAGGUCAAAUGGAUAAUUUGAAAAACGAGGCUGUAAAAGUUCCAACUUUAGUGAAGUCAUUUAACAGCGGAUGGAAAAAAGCAAUGGAUGAAAUAAAUGCAGAUAUCAUGACAACUUUUACUAAUUUCAAAAAUGGCACAAAUAUCCUACAGACUGCUCUAACUCAGUUGAUCCAAUAUUACCACCGAUUUCAAAAAGUUCUUUCUCAGUAUCCAUUCAAGAGUUUACCUGUUCGCAGUGAGUUAUUGAACAUCCACCACCUCAUGGUAGAAGCAAAGAAAUUCAAAACAAAUUUUUAGUUUUAUUUGUAAAAAGUAAAAAUAUAUUAUUAAGAUUGUUGGUUUAUAGCACUUUUUUGUUUAAAGGCUUAUAUAUUCCUUGUAAAUAGUUGGGAUAAUAAAAAAUUGUAUUCUGAAA
Molecule: messenger RNA, 2525 nt
Organism: Argiope bruennichi
Lineage: Eukaryota; Metazoa; Arthropoda; Arachnida; Araneae; Araneidae
Gene: Vps52
Product: vacuolar protein sorting-associated protein 52 homolog
Exons: 19
Coding region: 263-2407 (714 amino acids)
Biological process (GO): retrograde transport, endosome to Golgi; endocytic recycling; Golgi to vacuole transport
Cellular component (GO): GARP complex
Molecular function (GO): syntaxin binding
Source: RefSeq, a predicted model, not a curated record